AUGCAAAUGUUGCUAACAUGCUCGGGACAAGAAGACAAAGGUAAAAAAAUGGAAAGAAAGACUAAAACAAAAAUGGUCACUGACAGCUCUGAUGUUCAGUCACUCGGACGUUCAAAAACUUGGAUGGAUCAAAUGCCAGGGUUCGAAUACCCCAUCUUCCCCCCCAGCCCCCCCUCCCCACCCCGCCGACGCAUAUAACUGGUGCUGUCAAUCGAGCUCUCUAACCGAAUCUGCAACUUUCUUUUUCUUUUGUUUUCUGUCGAUGGAAUUUAUCGCCGAGUUACCCUAUAAAAGUCCAUGACUUAGUGGCCAGGGUGCUUUCACACAUUUUCCUGUCUUACUAUAAUAUUGAAAACCGUUUAAGAUCCGACGACGGCGACGGUAACGAGAUCGUCAAAAACUUAUAAUAGGGUUAAUAUUAAGAACAACUUUGCUCGUACACCCCCUUUUUUGUACAUUUUCUUUGCCGUCACUGCAUAUCUACGACAUGAAAAUGCCUAAUUUCAUGUUGUACUCAGGAAGUAAACAAGGACGACGAAAUUUUCUUAUUCUUUCUGAACUUGCAUAUGGAUCUUUGAAAUUCAACCCUAGGAGAGCUCCCUACAUUUGACAAACUAAGUAAGCUCAAUUAAUCGCGAUAAAGAUUGAAAGAACGUAAUUUCACUUUUUAAGCCGGACGUAUUCGCCAUCGUCGGAUCCCUUUUUACAUCUUGUAUUUACAACGUAUGACAUAAUAUUAAGUACCAAUAAACACUUCUUAAAAAUCUUAAGCUUGUUUCGUACAAAAAAAAAAAGAAUACUUGACUACUGAAAAUACUAGAUAGAAAACACUACGUUGCCCAGUUGUCAGGUUUAACCCUGAUAUAUAUUUCAGACAAAGAGCAUGUCGUGCUUCUGUCGUUUCUGUGGACGUACAAUUUCUCUUGUCAGAUCAAGCAAUCGCAAGGAGACAUGACACUGGAAAUAUACCCUUACCUGGAGUACUGACGCUUUCGUCCUUCCCAAUUUUACAGCAGACAAAUAAAACAAUUGUCUCUCUUCUUUCAUUCACAGUAGAUUUAAUGCCGAUGAAUAUGAUCUUAAACUGGUAGGUACAGUAAAAUUUUGUUUUCAAAAAAGGAAGUUAAAAAAUGUGCAGGUGCUGUUAAUUACACGGCUGUCAGCUAUAGAUCCUGGACAGUUAAAUGAGGUGCAAUUUGUCUACAUGCACGUUAUCGACAAAUAGCCCAUAACGUUUCAACAAUCAACUUCCUCUCUUUACUCAUAAAUUACCAUUCAUUCCUUUUAAAUAUUCAACAUCCAUUGAACAACAGGUAACAAAUUACAUAUUACAUAUAACUAGCAACUGGUAGGUUAUUAGUGUUUAGACAGAUGAACAGCCGUGGAGUAAACGGAAGUAAUAUGUACGUCACAAACUUUUCCCGCGUAGCCUGUUGCAGGCGCUCCGAUAGUGGAGUGACUGUGGGGCGCAAAUUGACAGGGGCACCCAACAACGGUUUCCUCCAAAAUACGUAGAGAAACACUUUUAAGGUUAUCCAAAGUCUUUUUAGAUCUCUAGAAAUGCAUUUCUAAGCGGCGCUACAAAAUGUUUAUCUGUUCGGUCAUCCUAGGGAACUUAUAUCUUUUUGAAAUUACGAGGGCUUCAGUAUUAUUUGUCGGAAAAUUUUAGGAGCAAUUUAACGUUUUACGAAAGUGAGAAUUUUUCUGGUUCCUCUCUCCAUCACAUUUUACAAUUUGAAAAUUUUAAUAGGUUUCCUUUUUCUACGAAAAAUGGUGUAACUUGGGUAGUAAAAUAUGAAAAAUUAAACUUUAGAAAAUCGUAGGGAAUUUAAUGGAUAUGCUUCGAAAAUUGUAGAUGAAUGAAACCUUAAUCUAGAAAUUUUUAGCCGUCCUCAAGCAAAAGAAAAGACCGAAGUCAGGGCAGUAUAAGCUUUAACAGCUCUCGAGCUCUAUUAUUACGCGGGUUCAACUAAACCUCCCCGCAAUGCGGGGAAUUCCUUAUUAACUUUGUUUUGAUGACGAUGAGUAUUUGUUUUCAACAUUCGCUAAGCUCUCUUGAGAAUAGAUAGAAUAGAUAGAUAUAUACAGGGCAUCAAUUUAAACUUCAAAUUUUGUUCUUUACGUUUCACUAUAUAUUAUUAGUACGUCUAGUUUCCUGACUGCGGCUUGGGAUAAAUAUAUUAUUUUUGCUUUUUAUUCUCUUUUUUAUUCCUUAUAAUCUUAAUUAAUGCGAAAUAAUAUUGAUGUUGUUGUUGUUAAGUGACAAACACGUAUUAAACAACAACGCUCUUAGUAGCGUGAGUCUCGCUUGCUUGGAGCCCAUGAGGCUUGAAGAUAAGCUUGUUGUCAAAGGCGGUGGUGCUGUUAUGCUACUUUUUCGUUUUGAAUACAAAACGAGUGCUCACACGGUGGGUGGCUCCUCCUAAAAUGUUCUGCAAUUGGUAUAGGAUUUAAUGGAGCCGAAACCAAUUGUGGAAUUGCACGCAUUUUAGGCAUCCUACUGAUGAACAGUUGGGACACGUAGAUAUAUUUUUUAGCAACUACUAUAAUUUGCAGUCUGUCUACUUUGAAUUUAUAUGUCAUAAUGUAAAUACUCAAAACGUAACAAUUGCAAGGAGAGACAGGCCGCACAUCCGGCUUAUUUUCACACCGGUGUGAAACCUUUGAAAACCUUUUACAUAUUGAUAUUGCUCGAGUGAGGAGAACUCUUACAGGGAAUUUACAUUCAAAUCAUUUCACGAUGAUUUUUAUCACUAUAAAUAUAUAUAUAUAGCUUCUAUCUAGCGGACCAAGAUACGGCUCGGUAUAGUUUUUGGUUCAGUUCAGGAAAAAUGUGUAAGUUUAGCAGAACGUUAAAUAUACAUGAGACAGUUAAAUAAUAAAUUCAGUUUGCGCGUAUUCCUGUUGAAUUUGUUGUCCGUUUUAUAAGAUGUCAAAAUCGCGUGAACGGACUAAGGUCAAGCAAGCUAAUUUUAAAAUAACACUUUAAUGUGAGCUUUUUCCAGUUCGAGGAAACAUUUGUCGACAACUAUAUAGCUAGUACGUAAAAUUAAGGAAAGGAAAAUAAUCCAUCAUUAAAAAAAAACGUGUGCAAAGAGCAUCGUCGAAAAUUGCCUGAUCUUAAGCUUAAACGUUUGGCAAGUUUUUUUAGAUAUCAAUCAGGUUGGCUUUAUAUAAACAGCAGCUGCAAGACGUUAAACCUCCGCUUUGUGAACAAAUUCAGUAUAUUUUCCUCCAGAUUCAAUAGCCAGCGGGAGAAAGUAUUCAAAGUUAAGGAUCAAAACGCGGAAAGCCGUUCCUCAGGUAUUUAGUUGUUUAAAGUAUGUGUUUGGCGUAACCAUUUUUGCUUUUAGCCAUGAGUUUUUUUAAGAUUGUAAAUUCAGCGGCAUCCAACGAUCGAAUGUUCCUCAAUGCGGUUGUUAGUGCCUUACAAUAUUUUCUCUGUGCUUUUGAAGCCUGUUUGGUUAAUUCGGAGCUGCCCUAAAAAAAACUAUUUAUCUCUUCCGAUGUCUUAGGGCAUCUUUGGUCGUCUUAAAGAGGUUUUAGGGGGGCUUUUUCGUCUCAUCCGAAACUGUUAGCUAACCUGAAUGGGUCCGAUCGAAAGUUCGAAGAAAAUGCGGUGGCCGUACGGUACUUUCAUUUGAAAAUUGAACGGGACGUUUUGUCUUUAUACCGAGAGUUUUAGACCUGGAGACCUUUUUUAAGCAAUAACCACAAUGUUUUGGUAAUAAAAUGCGAAAACAACAACCUCCGAAAAUAGUAGGUAAGUCACUAGGAAAAUUCAAAAUAUCUUAAUAUAAUUUUUAGGAAUAAAAUGGUAACAAGGGUAUUACAUAAUACCAAUUGAAAACAAGAACACGAAAUCGAAAUUCUCUUCAGUGUCCCACUCUGUUUUAUAACUCACUGAUGUUACAAGGAAAAAUUCAUGCUGCUCAGUCUUUGGGCUCAAAAGGGUUAAUGACUCGGUACUUACAUCUAUUUUCGUUUUCUUCAGACCGAUAACCUCCAUAAAGUGAAUCAUAAAUCGUUUUUGAUUAUCAUCAUCAACCUUCACUAAAUCACCCCUGGAAGCAGUGCACUCUUUUUGUGCACCUUUCCAGGUAUCUUUAUCAUUACCCUGCGAGCAGAGGCUCUUCGAUCUUCCUAGAUAAGCCUUAUCUAGGAAGAUCGAAGGGCCUCUGUUCUCAGGGUACUUUAUCAUUUGCUUUGUAGCAAGAUACUCCAUUGAGGAACCAAUCAGCACGACAGGCCAACGUACCUAAUUCGGGCAAUACUUACAGAAUGAACGCUUUGAACCCAAUAACAAUCCCUACUACUGUAUUAUUAUUAGGACGAAGAUAAAACAAAAUUGUAAUAAAUUAAAUAUAAAAAAAGAAGAUUUCGGAAAUUAAAAAGGUUUUUCGGUGUUGUAAUUCUAAUAUGUAAACUUUUGAACAAAUACAGGCGUGCGUGGCUGGUCAUGUGAAGUGUUAGCACCAAAAAUAUUUUCUUUCAUCCGGGUACAGACGGUUUAAAGGGAGUGCAAAACGAAACGAAAGCUAAAAAAGAGUAAAAUCCCGAUAUGAUUGAGGAGCCAUUCGUUAAUUUACAUGAGACAGCGCUAACGCUGGCCAUUUAAGACUUUUAGUGCCUUGAAGUGAUGAGGGUUGUCCAAAACACCCGCACAGUAACGGUCCGUAUAAGCCAUGUGUUGAUCCGUACGGACCGUAGGGAUCAAAAAAGGGGUAUACGGUCUGUAUCUUAUACCUAUGUUCUGGUUGCACCUGGUACGAUCCGUGAUUUCCCAUAAUUAUCAAUGUCAAGUUGAGUUCCCCACAGGAGCAACUCACCUUUCGAUCCCUCACAGUUCAUUUUCCUUGCAACAUGUGGAGAGUUAAUUUCCAGCCAUUUUUCAAGAUUUCGACGCAUUUAUAUUCAUAAACACCUUUUACAUGUUGCCGAGCCACUUGAUGGAAACUGAACUGUUAAAAGAUUCUCCAUUAUUCCAUACAUGUCCGCCUGUUUGAUGCCGAUACGCCAACCCAAUCCAUAUAGAAGUACGGUUUGUGUCUUUGAAAGACAAGUUAUGAACAAACUCCAUUUCUUUUUUAUUGGAUAUGCUUACCAGGUCUCCUCCAAGCCGAAAACACCCCCUUAAAGCUGUUGACCAGGCAAAUCUCCUCGGGUAACCUAACCUAUCCACAACCUUGUAGCAAAAACCCUCAAAUUUACUCCACUUAUCAGAACAUUGCAAAGCUAAAAAGGAUAAAAUUGAGGCAUCUGUGACUCUUGUAACUUAAACAAUAAUGAGCAAUUAUUGAAUGAGGCGGAGUAUGAUCUGAAGAAUUAUCAUAGUACAAUCUCGACAGGUUCGGGGGUAGUGUACAAAGGAAUGUUUCAGUAGUCUGGCAAGAGCAUAGGCGUACGGGAAAUUUUUUGCCGGGGGGGCGGUAGACCAUUUGCCCAAAAAAAUCUCGCAAGUUGCCCAAAUUUUUAUGAAAGAGUCGAAAAGAAAUGAGGGCCAUAUUGCAACAACGUAGGCCAUCCUGGCAUAUGAAGGUGGCUCGAUACGGUUUUUCAGGGUCAAUACCAAGUCUGAGCAUAAACUACUUCGCCAUAAACAAACAUUUGGAAAAAUUGCGACCACAGUUGUAUUAAGAUGAAAAUUUGUCAUCAUCAGGGUUGCAAUGACAUCGGAUCGGAGUUGUCAUAGCAACGAAAUGACUCCCCCCGCCCAUUACCUAUUUUACUUCAGCAAUGAUUUCCGGCACGGGAACCUUACAAAAUCGUUCACAGGAGCUUUUUUUCUCCAAUACGGUCGCCUCGAUGUUCGUGAAUUUUAAGCAAAACCUUAAGAGCGUUAUCGAGAUAUUUUGGAAUGAAGUUUUUAUUAUUAGAAAUACGGUAAGAACAGUAAAAUCUUGAUUUUUGGCCGUUAUCUGUAGAAAACGAAGCUCUUUUGACCUGCAAUUUGACCUCAUAGUAGUUUUAAUCUUUUUAAAAACAUGUGUGAAAGAACUUGGAGAUAGCUCUGCUUGAUUGCUAGAAUCGAAAGAAGGAUUGGAUUAGUAUGUAUCGAGACACUCUUGUUAGCGGUUUUGUAAACAUUUCGGUCUACUUUAACAAAUUAGCGAAUAAUUUUAAGCCGCUCGAUAGAUUUUUUAAAAGAAUUAAAAUUCUUCUCGUAAUUCAAACUGAGAAUUAGUCAGCCACUUCUUCAUUUUCAUACCCAUUGCUAAAUACUAUCUGCCAUACUCUGUUCUUCGAGUAGAGAUGAUUCGAGAAAAUUAUGCGAAAGUUUAUUUUAAUCAAUUCAUGACUGGAAAUAGCCCAUUCCAGCUAGUGCAGAGCAGUAUAGUGCCCAACAAAAAAAACUGCAAAUAUGUAAAUUACUUAUCACAUGCUAGGCAACCACUGUAAUGUAACUGGAUUAUUACGCCGACUUCAUGUUAAUAUUCAGGUCUUUUAAAUUAUUAAAUAAACAUGGCGACGUCUUUAAAAACUGGCUUUGCCCAAAUUUUCUCUCGCUGCCCAAAAAAUCUGAGUUGCCCAAAAUUUGGGGGGGCUGCAGCCCCCCUCGCCCCCCCGGCCCGUACGCCUAUGGGCAAGAGGAAUGACGUGAACAGUCCGGUUGUGAUCAUUAUGGCAUCAGAUAUAUGCUCUAAAAAGGCGUUUAAGUGUAGCGUAAUAUUUUCUCGAUCAAUGAUAAGUCGGAGAAAAAACUAGGAAAGCCUUGUGGUUAUCGGAAUACUACAAGGAAGUCGUACUAUUUAGCUUUUCAUAUCAAGCAAUUGUAGGGAGAUAUACGUUUCUGGGAAACUGCCCACCUACCUCUCCCCUUAGCCAACAUUUUGCCCUAAGCGAGAUGUAUUAAGUGUUGAUGUUGGCUUAGGGAAGGGGUAGGUGGGCAGUUAGUAGUUAGCAAAACGAGAACUUUGCACGUGCAUUAUGCUAUUUAGCCGUCGUUGCAUGACAGCAACAUGAAACUUCCUAAUUUCACGCGCCUGCUUCAUAGAGUCGGUGAACACAACACAAACAUUUUCGUUUUCUUUUUUAUAAACACAGAUGCAGUCCUGUCGAAUACAACCCCAGAAAAUUUCGCCAACAGUAGACAAAUUAUAUAAAGUUGAAUAAGAUCGAUGAAGUUUGAAACGGUGCGAAUUCUCUUUUUAAGUGAAUCUCUGGUUUGUUGUCAUCCAAAAAUUCUGCUACCAUAGCGACGUGACGUUGCGACUUCCGAAAAGCCUGACCAAAUGGAUUUAAAAUAAUGAUAACGUCAUUUGCGCGCGAAAACAUCAUAUGAUAUCCAUAUUUUUUGCCUGUUUGUUUAGUUUUUACACCAAAAAAAUGUCGUACUCAGUUUUGUACUUACACAAAACGGACGGUUUUCUUAAUCUGCAAAUCUGACGUUAUUGGGCGUAAAGAACAGAAGAGAUGAGCGGCGGUUAUUCACGAGAGCACGUAUACAUUUUCAAUUUAACAGAAAUUCUGAGGUGGGGCAGUUUAGAAGGAGGGAACCUUAACAGCUUGAAUUCAGAUCUUUUGGAAAGUAUUUUAUGUCGGUCGUCGAUAAUGCGAAGAGAUACAAUAUACCUGUCAUUCUCGUUCAUACUUUAAUGGCCCUUCCUAUGUUAAAAGCUAUAAUAAACAACAGCUAUGGAAUCCCGCUAACGAUUAGAAUACAAAAUCCGAGUUCAACUGACAAACGACCGGAAUCCAGUACCUGGAAUCUGGAAUACACAGCGUGGAUUCGAGAAUUCAAGACUGUCUUGGAUUCCCUUACAUAGGGACAAUAUUCUCAACCCAUUUAAGAUAGAAAUUGUCCACAUCUCUCUGAAAAAGCCAGCAUUCCUUGAAAACAGGAAAAUCAUCAACUAGCCUUAUCCGUUGGUGAUGUUUGAGUUUCUUUGACAGCGGUAGAUGAUCAUAAUUUUGAUAGUGUAACCUGUUUUUAUGGUUUUCAGCAUAUAGCGAGUAGCUAGGAUUGUCUGCUGCAUUUGAAGGAAGCAUUGUUAUUUUCGAACGCUUAUUUUUCACGUAGAUUUAAGGAAUAACACGAUUAGAAAUCAUCAUCGCCGCCCACCUAUAUCGAUCUGUCGGGAACUCUCCUCAAAAGUCAGCAAAAAAUUAUAGAAAUAACGGUUUAAAUGCUUCCUGAUGAAAUUUGUUUCGUCUUCAUAACUCUACAGGAGUACUGUAUGUAUGCAUAUAUAAAGGCUCUAAGUAAUGACUUCAUCACAGAAUUCACUGAUCUAAAAACAGCAAUAGGGAGCUUAUAGCAACGACGACGACGACGGCAGUGAAAACGUCGCUCAAAAUGGAUUUCCUUCCUUAAUCGGGUCUAUUUGGGCCCGCUCAAUAUGUGAAAUGCAGGCGAAAUUUCCUGGACAUGAAUUUUUAAGGCCGUUUUAUCCAGGUCAGUUCAAAAAGAGACAGGAGAAUUCGUCGUCGUUUAAAGUCCAUGUCCUCCAUAAAACGCCGUAGUAGUCGUGCAGUGGACGUCAAAGAAAUGGUGUUGUUUUGAUCAUAAUGUUUUUUUGCAGCUGUCGUUGUGGUCGUCGUUGGUUCCUAAUCAGACCCCACUCGUGACAAACCCUCUUUAAUCACUUUGUUUUGAUAACUUUCUUUGUUUUUGACAUUCGCUAUUUGCUUUCGUAACAAUCAGAAAAAGACUUAAAACAUGACAAAAAAUUAAAUAUAUUUGAAAAGAUGGAAGCUUUAUUGUUACAAUGGUUAAUGACAAGCAAGCCUAUUACGAACACCUUAAUGAGAGCUUUCGUCAGUUCGAGGAGCCCUUUUUCGACAAAUUAGUACAAAAAAACCUGUCCUUGUUUACCCUUUUAAACUAUGUACUAGAUUAUAACAGUCGAGAAAAUGAAAAAGAACUUUCACAGGAUGGGAAAAUAUUGUUGAAACAAAAGGCGCGUACAAAACACAUCGACGAAAUUUGCCUAAUUCCCCUGCUUUUAACAAAUGUUUGGCAACUUUUUUUGACAAUCAAUUACUGUCUUUAAAAGAAGCAGCUGCAAGACUUUUAACAUCCGCUUUAUCAACAAAUUCCUUUUUCUUACAAAUUCAAUAGCCAACAGGAAAAAGUAUACCAAGAUCAUAACUCCGGAAAACAGUUUUUGAGGUGGAUUUUUCAUUCAUUUAACGUAUAUAUCUGUCUGGCGUGGCGUAACCGCUUUUGGCUUCAGUCGAUAAGCUGUUAUAACUAAGUUUGAACAGUAUGCAGAGGCACCCAACGAGUGAAUGUUUCUAAAUGCGGUAGAAGUAGCUCAAAAUGUUUUUCUUUAUUCUUUAGAAACCUGUUUGGCAGCAAGUUUUAGGUGGCCUUAUCGCGAUCUUGUUAUCUGAAACUGUUAGCUAAUCCCUGAAGGGUCUGGUCCAAAGUUUAAGGUCACCGUACCUUCAUUAGAAGACAUUCUAGAGGACGUUUUGCAAUUUAUACGCCGAAAUUUUCAGGUGAGGAGAAAGGAAAGCUUCUAAUAUUCUAGACGAAAGGAACGGUUAUACAGAAAUUUUUAGCCUUUCUCGGACCUUAGAAAUUUCAAGGCAAUAGUAUUAAUUGAUCCUUCAGACAUUUCUUAAAGAAAAAAGUCGUUGGGAGCCCUUCUGUACUGAAACACCAGUCGAACGAAUUGACCCAGAGUCGUGUGCUUGGUGUCGUUUGGCUUUAGAAAGCCUAAUAUGAGAAAAUCCCGCUCCCUCAACAUAAACACACAAACUUAUUUGAAGGAAAUAUCUCAGUAAUUAGCCUGUUGACUAAGUAUUUGAGGCCAGUGAUCCUCAAUAAAGAGACUAAAUAACUUUUUUGUAACAGUUAAGUUUGCUUAUGGAAAAAAAACCGCGGCAGCGGUAUAGCUAGAUGUCAGCACGUCUGCACACUUAGUUUCUACACUUUCCUUCACAUUUCAGCCCAUUUAUUCCUACAAUGUAUAUUGGUCCUCUCUUAGGUACAGUAAGUAUGUACGAUGCGAGCAUAUAAACUUAUGUUUCUUUUAAUUUGUUCUUUCGCCAUCAUAAGUAUCGUCUUGUAUUAUUUUCAGAUAUCUUUGUCAACAAGUCCAAUUUCAAAAAAUUUCGUACGCACUGCCUAUUUCCAGGGACUGGAUCCGUCGACCAUGGAUGUUCUAAAAACAGCUAUCACUGUUUUCGUGAUCUUGUUCCCAGUGCUGAUGAAAGCACAGCAGAACCUGCAAGGUAAGGCAAGCAUAUUUAUUACUCGGAGACUCAAAAAACCGUGAACACCAGAAAUAUCUAUGGAAUGUUAUUGUGUUGCGAGAAAAUAGCCAAUAGGGCAUGAGAAAACUAAACAGCAAACAGCAACGGUAGCUGGUUUCUUGUUUUGAGGCUUUGCUGGCGUGUCCUUAACAUUAUUGUGAUUGUUCACCACACAAUCAAAAUUCCUGAAAUUUUUCAUGUGUUCACGGUUUUCUGAGUUUCACAGUAAGUAGAAUAAGUCAAUUUCAAAUCAUAAUUGUUCGCAUUCAAAUAUAAACGACGUGGCGCAUCAAGCGAUUGUUUGAAGUCAUUCCCUAAAGAAAAGUGUUUUCUGAUGUCAUGGAAAUAUCUCGUACGUCCCUGGCUGUUUAAUCACAUUCAUUUGCGUAGCCAAAAUGGAGGUUUUCCAUGUUUGAUUUCAGCCCCCGGCAAAGCCUUGAAUAAGAUCUUUGCUUAUUAUCAUCAAAAAAGGUCGAUAAACAGAAAGUUGUUGAUUGCUCAGGUACCGUAAGGAGUCUACGUAGUAUCUUAUUUUGUUCCUUUUCGAAUAAAUUUACGUGUUAUUGCGGUUUCCUCAACUAAACUGAUACUGUAAAAUGUAAGCAUGCUAUUUAAGGAAUAUUAUGUCCCCGUCCAUCCGUAUCCAGAAAUAUAUUUUUUAAAACAGAUGGUUUUUUUUUCUCCGAGUUUCAUUAGGGCCAUUUAUACGAGGAAAAAUAAGACGCGUCUUAUAUUAGACGCGUCUUAAAUAAGACGCGAACUGUACCAUUUAUACGAGCAUGUCUUAUCUAAUAAGACGCGUUUUAGCUAAGCCGCGUCUUAUUUUAAACGAAAUGUGUCCUUUAUACGGAAAGUUCGCGUCUUAUUUAAGACGCGUCUUAUUUUUCCUCGUAUAAAUGGCCCUAUUGUCUUCCCAGUGUCUUCCGUCCACACGGCGUUUUCGGGAACCAAAACCUAACAGUUUCAAAAUCGGGAGAUUUAUGAAAACGCUUGCUUCUCACUUGUGUGUGGACGGGCGAAAACGGAGGUUUUUGAAUAAGGUGAUGGCAUUGGGUAUGCUCUCGAAGGGAUGCUAGCCUUUUCAUUUGUGGUCUAUUUACAGAGAUCCAGACCACUCCCCUACAGUAUAUAAAGGUUUGGAAAAACUGGCGGCUUCUUCUAGAUGAAAUUACGAUACAUACCCGAGGUAGAUUUGGGUGGGGCGGGAAGAGAAAUAAAAUAUCAUACGAAAGAGGAUCGAGCCAUGGAGUGGAGAGCGGGAAAGGCAAGGUGCAAAGCCAUAAUAAUAACCUCUGUGUCUUUUCUAGAGAAUAAUAUGUGCCUUAUAUAGUCCACCGGGCAAUACCGCUGAAACUAGCCAGACAGACGAAAACAAUUCAAAUACGCUAUGUGUGGGCGCGUAGUUUGUUCUUGAAAACGGAGAAAAUCUCCUGUACAUGUUUAAAAAAAUAUAUAUUUGGAUACAUGUGGACAAGGCUUAAUUUAGCUUUAGUGGUAGUGGUUGUGUUUAAAUAAGCCAAAGAGAUUUCGUUUCAAAUUGACUUUCAUUCCUAGUUCUCAUUAAAGUGAGGAGAGUGUUUCUGUCUGAUUUCGGGCGCAGCCCGGCUCCAGACCAGUGCAGUGUCCAAAACAGUAGGGGGCUUUCCGUCUUGGUCGGUACAGCUGGAUAGCCCAGAGACUGCCCUAGCAGUGGGUGGGUGGAUCAGGCCUGGGGGAAAAAACUAGUGGGGUAACGAGGGGGCUAUUAUAACACAACCCCUGGCAAGUACCUUGUUCUUACUUUGGCCUAGCCAGCUGAAUCAGACCUCUGCUGAGAAUGAUUAUCAUGAUAAUUGCAGAGAUUAGUGGGAGGCGCAGACAGUCACCCAUUGUCCUGGGUGGGGAGGGUGAAAGUCCUACUAAGGAAACACUUAGCAUUGGACCAGUAGACACUCACUGAAGCCAUGUUUACAUAUUUUAAAUUCAGUCUGAUUUAUAUCACGUCCUUCUUUGUUACUUUAUUUUGCAGAGUACUCCAACUAUAUAAACAAAAAAAAGAACAAGAUAAAUAAGAAACAGGAAGGAGCCAGGAAAUUACUCGUUGAAUUCGCAAGAGAAAUUGAAGCCAGUUGCAAAGGUAAGAAGAGGAGAAUCCUGAGAAAACCAGAACAGCGCGCGCGAGCGUAUCGACUUCUUGAUGUACUGGACUGUUGUUGUAACGGACAUUGGCUGCUACCUGAGGUCUCCAAGGUUGGGAAAAGGACUAAAAUAAGUCAAAAAGCUAAAGACGUUUGAGCUAAGUCGACCUCCUUAAAAAGAGAAAAAUACUUUCUGAGCACAAUGGGCUCGGUGUUAUGGGGAGCAUGAACUGGAAAACUACAAAAAAAGCUUUGAUAUGAUUUGAUUAUCAUAAUUUAAAAUUCUGUAGUGUUAUAUAGACCCCGGUUUGUUUCAUUCGCGGAUGAGCCAGUUUUAGAUGCGGCUACUAAUACUAGCCAGUUCAGAAGAACAAAAUUCCAAAGAAGCAAUUUGCAUGAUUAGCCUUAUUAUCCUCUACCCUAACCGUGCUCCGCGGUACCUGGUAAUUGUACUUGACAGGCCCCGUUUAUAUGAAGCCGACCGUUGUCCGGGAAGGAAUACAUUGACUCGCAUUAGCAUAAAAAGGCCAAUUUAUAACAUUAACAUUCAAUUUCUUCUUCGCAACAUAGAAUUAACAUGCAACUUUGAUGUAUCAAUGUGCGGUUUCAAGCAAGCCAAAGAUGACAAGUUUGACUGGACCCGAUACAGGCGAAACACAAGUUCUUCCGGCAAAGGACCUUUCUCUGAUCACACCACUGGAAACAUGACAGGUGAACUCUAAACUAAUAACAACAAGUCAGACCUGCUAUUAGCAAAAACAGUUAAAAUGUAUUAACUCACUAACUGUAAUUUGCAUAAAGCCUUGGCCCCAAACGUCGCUUUUAUUUUUCUUGAGACGAGCCAAGCUUAGUGAGUUAAUUUCAUGAAAAGUUCGAAUUCUGACUCAGUUACGUUCGUCUGAAUGAGUUUGGAUCGUCCAACACGUUCUGUGCGACUGCUUCAGAGGGAUAGAACGUCUGAAGAUCGUCUCCGGGACAAACUAGCGUCGAUCUUCAUAUACGAAAUUUCAAUCAACUUUAUUCUUAACUUUAGAGAAAACAAAGCAAUCCUACAUAUUUUGCAAGUACACGUUUUAAAACAAAAAUAGACAGCUAAACUGCAGAAGUGAAGUGAAAAGACACCCAAAAAAACAAAACAGACAAAACAAAAACAAAAAAUAACAACAACAAAAACAAAAACUAGAGCAAAACAAAAAGGAAAAUUUACAUAUUGUGCGCCCCCCCAAAAUUAUUUCUACAGAAGGAAGUACUACUGAAUGGACUGAGGUUUAGAUAUUAGUGGUAUUAAGUAGCAUUUUCAUUUGGAAUGAGCGAACGCAGUCACAUCAAGCUAAGAGUCUUUUUUAAGGUGUUUCGAUAUAACAGUUUUUCGGAGACCAUACCGAUGUUUUUCAAUCCCUUAAAAUAAUAUACCAAAAUUUCUUAGCAUCGUAAAAUGAUGUUACGCAGCCUUCUGACGCUACUUAAGAUUUAUUUGAGUUGUUUAAAACUUUUUUAUUAAAAAAUGUAUCACUGCUAUUGAAAAUGUAAGGUUUGAAAUAUAUUUACGUUUUAUUUGAAUUCAAAAAUUUUUUUACUUGUCAUGGAGGUUAUUUGCUAAUCACCUGACGCUUUAAGUUUCUGGCAUCGGAUUUUCAGUAUCAGGUCUAUAUCGCACAAAAUUCGGAUUUUAUCGAUUUCGAAAUUUUUGGUUUAUUGUUGUCAUAGUGAUAUCGAUUUUACUAAAAGCUGCAUUUUGACAAACUUCAAUUCAUAGUCAAUCACUGGUAAAAAUUUUGUAGCGAUCAGACAAACAAGGUAGAAACAACUUUCAAGGCGUUUGAAAAAUAUCGAUAUGACCUCUGAAAAACUGUAUCGAAACACCUUAAGCUGAUAACUUGUAUAUAAAUUCAGAUGCCAUAGCUAUCUUUUGCAUUGUUUCGCAUGCGUAGUAAGACGCAAGUCCUUUAUCUGUUUAUUGAAUAAAUUAAAUUUGGAGAGGAUUUAAAUUUCUGCUUCUGGCAAAAGUUUCCUGUUAUGUCGAGUGCGGUCAUGAUUGCAUCGUUUGAAAAAUAUUCCGUGCUCGCUCUCGUCGCUGGUUGACAGAAGUACGGUUCUUUUGCUGCUUUUUUGCAUCGGGAGAAUUUGUCUCCUCGUCCGCGGAAAUUUCAAUUAGAUAUUCUAUUUGACCGAGGGUCUCAAUGGGGUGGUGCCUUUUACGGUUAUCGGCUAAAGUUUUGGCUCUUUUACGGCUAUCGGUUAAUUUUUUUCAGUUACGGUUCAAGAAGAACUUUUAUUUAGCAGCAACAUGAAACUACUACACAUGGCGUAACUUAGAAAUUGCAUGCAAAUAAAUUUGUGGCUAUUAUGUCCGGUAUUAAACCGGUCAAGGUUUUCAAAACACAAAAUGGCCGGCAGUCCUAUAUUCUCAGUAAAUUUCACAAAAUGGAAAGAUUUUAGCUAAUCUAAACUAUCAUAUGUCGAUUAAGACAAGUCAAGCGAUUCUGAAAUGCCUCACAGAUCUCAAGUCUAGUGUUUGGUUUACGCUGGGCUCAGAAGACAAAACCGUGUUUUGUGACACUUGGAACUUUUUACAGCUCGACUGCUGGUCAAGGCUUUCAAAACACUAAAUGGCCGGUAGUCCUAUAUUCUCAGUAAAUUUCACAAAAUGGAAAGAUUCUAGCUAAUCUAGACUAUCAUAUGUCGAUUAAAACAAGACAAGCGAUCCUGAGAUGCUUUAUGGAUCUCAAGUCUAGUGUUUGGUCUACGCUGGGCUCAGAUGACGAAACCAUGUUUUGUGACACUUAGAACUUUUGUUGGCUAGACUGCCGGUCAGGGUUUUCAAAACACCAAAUGGCCGGUAGUUCCAUAUUGUCAGUUGGGUGCCCCUGUCGUUGGGUGCCCCUGAGUUUUGAAAAUAAUAAUAAUAAAAAAAGAUAUCGCGCACAUAAAUUUUACUUUACCAUAUCUUCAGCUGUAUCUUCUAUUCAGCUGCAUAGCCCACGCCAGAUUUUUUCUUUGUCCUGGGCGGAAAAUCCUCGUCCUCCCUCACCAGUUUGGACAACAUACUGUAGAAUAAGACGUAGUUCUGGAAAUAACUGUUUAUUUAAUUAAUCUAAGCAAAUAGGUCUAGUAGAGUCAAAAAUCCUAUGCAAGCGGCUGGACGAACAAUGUGACAACAGCUGUGACAGCGAACGUUAGAAGAAUUCGAACUUGAAAACCAGGGCCGCCCUGUUGAAAACUUAAAGGACGGUCGCGCGAUCGCCUUUUGUUUUCUGGUCAAAACUAACGCAGCGGACCCUCGUUCAGUGUUGAUUGACCUAGAAGCGAUAGUACCAUCCCUCCCAUUGAAAGUGUUGCAUUGUUGUGCGAACGCGGUCGCUAAGGCCCAGUUCAGACGUCGUGCUUCUACCGUGCCUUAGUGUAUUCCAGCUAAACUCUCUUGAUAAACACAUUGAUCCUGAUAUAAAUCUCACCUCAAACAAAAUACGCUCAAAAUAUUAUUCCCCACACAGCUUUGUGCAGUUUAUUGACAGCAAACAGUUGCAAACAAAAAUCUCCUUUUUACAUACAAAUAUGCGUAGCUUAAAGAAAAAUUUUGAAGAAUUUCAACAUCAUGUCUUAAGUGAAAUGAAUUUCCGUUUUACUAUUAUUGGUGUAACAGAAACUCGUAUAUGCGAUCGUGAAUGUAGUUUUAAUUUUGUACCAGAAUUACCAGGAUACUGUUUUGAAUCGGUCCCAACACCUUUAUCUGCCGGUGGUGUUGGCCUGUUCAUUGAUCAAAAUUGUAAAUACCGCGUCCUUGAACGAGUCUCCAAUUCUUGCUAUCAAGCCCUAUGGAUUGAACUUCAUCUGCCUAACAAUAAGAAAUCUGUAUGUGGUGUUACUUAUAGGCAACACAAUAACGCUAAUGAGUUUCUAGAAUACUUGACAGAUUUUCUUGAACGCCAAUGCCGCCAAAAUCAAAAUAUUUAUCUCAUGGGAGACUUCAACAUAGAUCUGUUAAAAUAUGAAACUUGUAGUUACACACAAACCUUGCUCCAAACAAUGCAAAGUUUUUCAUUGUUCUCAGUGGUUGAUAAGCCGACUAGAGUCUAUGGUAAUUCAUCAACUUUAAUUGACAAUAUUUUCAUAAAUAAUCCUGAGAAUAAUAUAGUCAGCGGCAAUAUCGUGUCCGAUACAACAGAUCACUUCUCUCAGAUGUGCAUAUUAACGUCGCACUGUAAACCAUUCUUUCCAAACAACAAAACUAAGGUUCGUGACUAUUCUACUUUCAAUGCAAAAUCUUUCAUUGACGACUUGCAGAAUAUUAAUUGGAAUAAUAUUUGCAAACAUACCGAUGCCAAUCAAUCGUUCUCCAGGUUUUACAAAUGCGUCAACAAGACAAUUAACAAACACGCCCCUUUAAGAAGUAUAUCCAAUCGUAAACAAAAAUUCCUUGCUAAACCACGGCUGACUGCGGGUUUAAGAAAAUCAAUCAGGGUAAAGAAUAACCUCUUCUAUACCUCAGACCGUGACAAAUACAAAUUUUACAGAAAUAAAAUCAUCUAUCUUACGAGAUUAAGUAAAGCGAACUACUACCAAAGUUUCUUUGAUCUCAACAUAUCAGUAAUAUGCGUCAAACUUGGAAAGGAAUUAACGAGCUAAUUGGAAACUGUAAAAAGAAAAACAAGCGCAACUCAGCUAACUCUAUUCGCUCAAACCCGAAUGAGGUUCCAACUAGUGACCCGAAGGAAAUAAGCAAUAUUCUUAACAAAUAUUUCGCCACUGUUGGGAGCAAACUGGCUUCUAACAUUCCUCAGACUACAAAUACAUUCUAUGAUAAUUUAGAUCCGCCACUUAAUCGCACUUUCUUCUUUGAUCCUAUUAUUCCGGAAGAUAUCAAUUUAGAAAUUUCAGUUUUGCAAGACAACAAGGCCCAUGGUCUCUACUCAUCUCUAGUUAGGCUGCUGAAAUUGGCAAAAAGGGUCAUAUCCGUACCUCUAGCCACGAUUUUUAAUAAGUCUAUUUGCUCAGGGAUUUUUCCAUCUAAACUAAAGUGUGCUAAGAUUAUCCCGAUAUUUAAGGACGAAGAUGACACUCUGCCCGAAAACUACCGACCUAUUUCUCUGUUCACGAUUUAUAACAGGAUUUUUGAAAAACUUAUGUACUCCAGAGUUACCAAGUUUGUCAAAGAUUGCAACAUUCUCUAUGAUCAGCAAUACGGUUUUCGCAGUAAGCACAGUACUCAGCAUGCUGUACUUGAUAUUGUUAACACAAUUCUCCAAAAUAUGGACAACGGUAAAUUUUCGUGCGGUGUUUUCAUCCAUCUCAAAAAGGCUUUUGAUACUGUUAACCAUGAGAUUUUGUUAGCUAAACUUGAAAAUUAUGGUAUUAGAGGUGUAAUCAACUCCUGGUUCAGAUCAUACCUGACUGAUCGGAAGCAAACUACGGAAGUUAAUAAUGUUGUGUCUGAGGCUGAGACGACCUUGUGCGGCGUGCCACAAGGCUCAGUCCUCGGACCACUCUUAUUCCUACUGUACAUCAAUGAUAUUUACAAGUCCUCUUCGUUAUUUUUUUUUAUCUAUUUGCUAACGAUACUAGUAUAAUACUUGCAAAUAACAACCUAAAGGAACUCGAAACACUUGUUAAUCGCGAGCUUGGCAAUGUCAACGAAUGGCUAAAGGCCAACAAACUGUCCUUGAACAUAAAAAAAUCAAAUUUUGUAAUCUUUCGUCCCCGGCAAAAGAAUAUGCCCUUCAUACCUAGGAUUAGAAUUUUUGACUCCGUGACUAACACCUACGCAAACCUUGAAAGGAAAGAUUAUGUAAAAUAUCUUGGCUUAAUGAUUGAUUCAAAUCUUUCAUGGAAAUACCACAUCGAAUCCAUCUGUCACAAAAUCAGCAAGUCGAUAGGAAUUAUAGCUAAGAUUCGACAUUAUGUCCCGCGCCGUGUUCUACUUUCAGUUUACAACUCAUUAAUUGUCCCUUAAUUGACUUAUGGUAUCUGUGGUUGGGGAAACUGUGCCUUGACAUUUCAAAGAAAGAUCGUAACUCUACAAAAACGGGCCUUACGUCUCAUUUACUUCAGUAAGUCUAAGGAACAUGCCGUACCCUUCUUUCUCAAAUCAAAUUGCCUUCCCCUGCCUAGCCUAUUUUUCAGAGAUUGCAGCUAUUUAUUGUAUGAUAUCAACAGACAGACAGCACCAGUUAGUAUACUUAAUCAGUUCGUUAAAACAAGUCAGAUUCAUAACUACAGAACAAGAUCUGUCUCUAGCGACUCGUUUUAUGUUAAGUUCUCUAGAACCGAUAAAAUGUACGCCUUUUUCACGAGAAUCGGUGCCCAAAUUUGGAACUCUAUUCCUUAUUCGAUUAAAAUACUUAAACGUUCGUCCUUUCGUAAAAAAAUAAAGGAAUUAUUACCAAAUUUUUUGCGGUCAGAAGAUGAUUAUGUCGAAGUCUCCUGUCUUAUUAAGUUAUUUAAUACUUUAGGUUAGCCUCUCUUCGUAAUCGUUAUGUACAUGCCUUGUUUUAUGUUAGUUUAAAUUCUAUUUACUGUAUUGUAGUGUCUUCACUGUUAUUUAGUCCAUCUAUAUAUAAAUCUUGUUUUGUAAUAUGUCUUCAGCUCCCCCCGCCUCGAUUAGUUCAUAAGUAGACUGCAAAACAGUCCGUAUUUUUGCGUAUUCAAGUACGCGCGAGCAGUCAAACAAAAGGUCUGGAAUGAGGCUGAAAACAGAGAGCGAGACUGGGGAGAGACGCUAAAAAUACGGACUGUCCGUUUUGCAUACGUUAUAUUCGUUCGAAUUACCCGCUUCUCCCAGCCACGGGCAAUUCCCAUUGGCUAAAUUUCGAUGCAAGCUGUCACCAAGCUGUCAAGCAAUGUUUUCAACAUGUCAUUCACGUUGUUCCAUACCGUGAUGAAUUGCUAAAGCUUUCGCUGUAAAAUGACAGAUGUUGAUCGCCUGGAUUUGCUCGCAAGAAUUGGGAUUUGUUUUAAAAUCGGAGCAGAGGGAAGCUUUGGAGUUGCUACUCAGGGGAAAGGAUGUUUUCUGUGUUCUACCAACAGGAUUUGACAAAAGCCUUAUUUAUCGGAUGUUUGUUCAUGCAAAGAGUUCUUCAAGACCGUCAUUGUUAUCUCGCCUGGCUAAAAAAGCGAUCGGUAGGAAACGCACGACUUUUACCUCAUGCAAACAUGCCGCUUGUUCCAAUGAAUUGUUUUCUCUGUCGAGUAGAUUAUGCUUUGGAGGAAAACGUUUUGACUGAAAAAAUGUGAAUUUUGGCCGCUUAUUAAAUAUAAUUCAUACUGAGAGGUCGUGACACGCAUAUUGAUUUUCUCUGGUAGGCAUGAUUUGCCCUCUGACGCAAGAGCAUUUUCUUUCUUGGCCCCUUUAGAAACGUAAAGCUCUUCAUUGUGGCUGAUUAAGGGUUUUAGGUUGUUUUAUUUCUCCAAAGUGCCUCCUGGAUUUGAAUAAUUUAACCGAUUUUCUUUGUGUCCGUGAAUGUGACUUUUUCCUGCAAUGUUUUGUCACGCUGGGCCCAGCUCGUUAGCGUUUUUGGCAGGAUUUUAAAUUCUCACAGAUAGUAAUUUACAGAGCUAAAUCACCACGACGUGGUUUGGAAUGAGGGGAUUUACUCAUUCUUUUCAAUCGCAAUAAUUGUUCAUUGUCAGUUCUUAAACCCGCAGUCAGCCAUGGUUUAGCAAGGAAUUUUUGUUUACGAUUGGAUAUACUUCUUAAAGGGGCGUGUUUGUUAAUUGUCUUGUUGACGCAUUUGUAAAACCUGGAGAACGAUUGAUUGGCAUCGGUAUGUUUGCAAAUAUUAUUCCAAUUAAUAUUCUACAAGUCGUCAAUGAAAGAUUUUGCAUCGAAAGUAGAAUAGUCAUGAACCUUAGUUUUGUUGUUUGGAAAGAAUGGUUUACAGUGCGACGUUAAUAUGCACAUCUGAGAGAAGUGAUCUGUUGUACCGGACACGAUAUUGCCGCUGACUAUAUUAUUCUCAGGAUUAUUUAGGAAAAUAUUGUCAAUUAAAGUUGCUGAAUUACCAUAGACUCUAGUCGGCUUAUCAACCACUGAGAACAAUGAAAAACUUUGCAUUGUUUGGAGCAAGGUUUGUGUGUAACUACAAGUUUCAUAUUUUAACAGAUCUAUGUUGAAGUCUCCCAUGAGAUAAAUAUUUUGAUUUUGGCGGCAUUGGCGUUCAAGAAAAUCUGUCAAGUAUUCUAGAAACUCAUUAGCGUUAUUGUGUUGCCUAUAAGUAACACCACAUACAGAUUUCUUAUUGUUAGGCAGAUGAAGUUCAAUCCAUAGGGCUUGAUAGCAAGAAUUGGAGACUCGUUCAAGGACGCGGUAUUUACAAUUUUGAUCAAUGAACAGGCCAACACCACCGGCAGAUAAAGGUGUUGGGACCGAUUCAAAACAGUAUCCUGGUAAUUCUGGUACAAAAUUAAAACUACAUUCACGAUCGCAUAUACGAGUUUCUGUUACACCAAACAGUGCACUGAUUCACCUCUAGUUCCUCCGAGCGAGCGACGCCAAACUCGCGUAGGUUGCGAGCGAAAUGCUUUCCCGAUUUGCUGCCGUAACAAACUAAGAAAUUUCACAACUAAUCAAGCAAGCUAUUUCCGAAAUACAUGAAGAAGGUGACAUGAAUAGUGCAGGAUAUUCACUGAUUGAGUAGUUAAUCAGAGCGCCCGAAAAACACUAUCCACUGUUUUAGUAUAUACUAAAUGGAUUUAGCCAAGGCUAAAAGCGAGGCUCCUGCGGCGUAGUCAUGAGACAAGGAGAUACCGACAGAUUCAUAUUGCUUUCUACAUAAUGUCCUUUAUUAACUGAACCACUAUCUUUAUAGUACAAAUCGUAAUCUACUUUCAUUUAGUAUCAGUACUUUUACAUUCGUGCUGUAUUACUUUAAUAUCAUGUAGUUUCACUGAUGUUGGUAAUAGUACACUGAUCGUUACUAUGGUAAUCAAUACACUGCAUCCUUCCCGGGCGGGUUCUAAGAAUAUUCGAAAGAUACAUUCAACGAGUCACAAGAUCAUAUAAAAUCAGCAAAAUUUAAUGUCAAUAAUAUACAAAAUUGUCACAGUCCUUAGUUGACUUUACAACUCGUCCUGACCUAGUGGUGAUGACCUGGUCAUUCUGAGAGGCUUGCUCGUCGACAUGACCAGAAGGUUUAGCGUCGUCACAAGCGUCAGAACCCUUAGCACUAGGGUCACUAGAAUUGUUGGACUUCUUAUAGUUGGUAGAAAUUUCUACUUCGCCAUCAUCAUCUAUGCUCUCACUAGGCGCAUGCUUUAAGUACUUUGCAUUGCGAACCAAGGUGGUACCCGUGUCCACGUUGACUAGACUGAACGUGUCCCGCGCUUUGUUCUCAAUGAUAACGUGCUUAGCUAAAGAGAAUUUCGAGUCCAAUUUGUUGGGCUUCAUAUUAGCACAAAACACGAUAUCGCCAACGCUAAAAUUAUGCGGGGACGCAUGUUGCUUGGUGUCAUGAUAGUCUUUCAAUUUCGCUUGAUACAAGCUACAUUUUGAUCGAUGAUCACGAUCAAGUGCCUAUCCUGCUGUAUUUGAGUUAGACUCCAUGAGCGGUACCUUCGCACUAGGCGAUUUGCCACUAAUUUGAUGUGGACUUGCGCGAUAAGUCAUAAGAAUUUUCGGUAGUUCCUUUUGCCAGGGCUUGCCUUCAGAGAUCAGCGCUCGAAAAUUUUUCUUUAAGUAUCGGUGAAAUCUCUCCAACUUUCCGUUACUUCGCGCAUAGUACGGAGAAACACGAAUAUGCCUUAUUCUACACGAUUUGAGAAACGCUUCGAAUUCGUCGCUGAUGAACUGUUUUCCAUUGUCUGAAACGAGUUCCUCUGGAAACCCAAAUCUAGCGAAAAUAUCAGUUAGGGCCUUAAUGACUUCGCGUGAAGGGAUUUCUUUUAACAUGUACGCUUCCGGAUAAGACGAAUAAUGAUCAGUGUAGGUCAAUAUGAACUUUCCGUUGACUGGACCAACGAGAUCCACUGCAACUUUUACCCAAGGACCACGAGGUAGAGGCGUUGGCUGAAGCGGUGUGUAUUUAUUCAAAGAUUGAUUCACCACGAAUGCCUCACAAUUUCUGAUCAUUUUCUCUGUUGCAUCGUCCAUACCGGGCCAAAACAAAACGAGUUCUAAGAAAUUGUUUGGUCUUUACAAUUCCCUGAUGCGUCUCGUGCGCUAGUGAUAGAAUUUGUUUUCGUAGGGACUGUGGAACAACAAUUCGAUUACCUCUAAGAAUUGCUCCUUCAAGAAUAGACAAUUCGUCCUUUAUGCGGCUACACGGUUCAAGAUCAGUUUCGCGUGACCAUUUUCCGUUUUGAAUUUGGGCAAGUAAUUUGGAAAGCGUGACGUCUUUGCUAGUUUCGCAUCUCAUGUCAGAAAGAGUGACCGCUUGAAGAUCUGACAUGUUUGACAUGCAUGUAAACAAAUCGUACAUUAUUUUCGCAAACGAAACCGGUAUCUGAACAAUCAUUUUGCUUGGAUGGCAAUCGCGACAUCGAAUCUGCUGUGGUGGCGUUCCCCGGGGGUUACUCCCACACAUUACCUAUACCGGUAGGUGCCGCCCGACAGGGUCGUGAUUUUGAAGCUCCUGAUUUAGAACGGGGUAUCCAUUUCAUAGGCGUUUUCUAGAACGGGGUAUAAAAAAUUGUGGAUCACGCCUUUAUCUUCUGCUUAAAAUUGUUGCUGAUUAUGAAGAAGCAUUUAUUUGAUGUAUAAGUCGAACACAUAAAGAUAUAUCUUUUUAAAAAAACAGGCUGUUUCAAUUUACAAACUUUCUAGAACGGAUUAUAAAAAAUUGGCCCAUUUCUAGAACGGGGUAUCAGUUUUAGGGCGAAUUCUAGAACGGGGUAUAAAAAAUUGGCCCAUUUCUAGAACGGGGUAUCAAUUUUAGGGGAAUUUGUUUUUAGAACGAGGUGCCAAUUUGGAGUCCCGGGCUCCCGGGACUCCAAAUUGGCACCCCGUUCUAAAAAAAAAUUCCCCUAAAAGUGAUACCCCGUUCUAGGGUGGAACAAGAGUACAACAGUUUGCUUGUUAACGCAUUGAACCGUAUUUUUAAAAGCAAUCUGUCCUUGAUUAAUUUAGAAUGGCUGCUUACAAAACUGGAGCUUUCGUGAGUUCGAAAUAUUAUACCCCGUUCUAGAAAACGCCUCUGAAAUGGAUACCCAAUUCUAAAUCAGGAGCUUCGAAAUCACGACCCCGUUGGGCGGCACAUACCCGUAUAGGUAAUGUAUGGGAGUACCCCCCAGGUCUCUUACCUUACGAAGGAACCACCAUCAUUCUUAACCUUUCAAGUUAAAGAGGCGAGAAUUUUCGCGAUUCUUUUUUGUUUUGUUUUGCGUACAAAAUCUUUGCUGUAACGAUUCGACAUAUCAUUCCUUAAACCGAAAGGACGUUUCAGUCACCAAUGUUGACGUCUUUGAGAAAAAGCUGUUCAGUCUCCAGUUUUUCUACAGCUUGCUUCAGGUUUAAAGCAUUCGCGGGGAAGGGGAAUAGGACUGGUAUGUACGGAGAGACUUUCGUCUCAUGAAUUUUACAACUUUUUGCAAUCUAAUUUUUAUUUUUUUAUUUUGGUUGGAAGACUUUUUUUACCCACGGCAUUUACCCACACCCACACCCACCACUCACGACCUCUACCCACUACCCACGACCCGCACACGCGCGAACUCAGUUCGCAGGUCUUAAAGUUUGUAGGUUUCGUUGGCGCGCUCUCAACUUCCCAACCUGCUGCGUGUUAUUUUUAGUUCUACUGGGAAAUUUUUUAGGGUGCACUUCGCUGGUUAUGUUUCGUCUCUGUAUCCUAACAGGAUGAAUCUUUUUGUGGAAGCAAAAAAGUUCAUUGACUUCAUUUCAUGUUCCGUUAACAUUAAGGCUGAGGAAUUCAGGCGAAAUAUUUAAGAACAAGUUUAUUAUGUUUCCAGUCUAUAACUUCUGUAAACUCAUCUCAGUCGUUUCUGGUUAUUGCAUAUCUAGUACAACGAGAACUAGAUGAUAUAUAACAAAAUUGGACAAUCCUCAACUGAAACUGCUUAACGUGUUGCAGCUUCUCCCUCAGCUCUAGAUUUCUGCUCAUUUAUGACAGCCCUUGUGAAAAUAGGGCCAUGUGGCCCUAUGAUUGAAAAAGUCCUAAAACACUGCGCUACUUCCGCCGAUCGCCCCCACAUUUGGCCCACAGGAAGUAGAUAGGUUAAGCCAACUACAGGGCUAGUUUUAGAUCUCAACCGUUGAUAUGCUUCACGCAAUGAUGUUUUUAAAUUUGAGAAAAUGGAGGGCGACCUAGUAAAUAAUUCGUGGCGGCUUUGGUCAUUAAGAAAUGCGUUUGGCGACGAAUUUCGACCAAAUCGGUCCUUCAAAAUGAAUUUCAAAGCUUUUUGGAUCAUGGUAAAUAAAUGUAAAAGUCGAGGUAAUAUAAGAAAAGGUUUAUAACAAUAGCGUGCUCUUCGCUAUGAGUUCAAUCUGCUACCCAUGUUCAUCAAAUUCAAUGAAAUAUUGCUUCUUAGUUUGGCUUUGUACCGUCAAAGCCUUGCUUGUUUUCUUAAAUAAAGUGCUUGAAUUCAUAUUUGUGUGUUUUAGCUUGAUUUAUAGAUGAGAACAUAAAGAUAACAGACAUUUUCUGCAAAAAAGGACAUAAAAUUCUGCAUCGUUCAAUUAUUUUUAGCCGAUUAUUGAUUGUUGCUAUAUAACAAGAAACGAAAGUGUUCUUUUAAUCCUUAAGCUCAAUCCAAGUAUUAAUAUCACAAAAUCUCUUUUUAUAUUUGAAUUUUGAGAAAAUGUAUCUUGUAAAUUUUUUCAGUGAAGUAUUAUGGGCUUCCAGAGAGCAAAUUUUGUUUUUGGAAAGUUUAUUGUAUGCUCUUUCAAAUGAGGUAUAGCUUUUUAAGCUGGGGUAAAUAACAGUGGAGAUAUAAUUUUCGUAAAAUGUAUGGUCAAAUUUGCUGAUUGCUCGCCUGUCAGAAAGCUGCUAUUCUCUAUCCAUCUUCUUCUGUUCAAAGGUUAUUACAUGUACAUAGAAGCAUCCAGUCCACAUCAACCAGGUGAUGAUGCAAAAUUGUACAGUCCUCCACUGAAGUUCUUUGGGAUUAUGUGCCUUGAAUUCUAUUACUAUAUGUCUGGUGCAUCUAUUGGAAGCCUGAACGUUACCAUAAAUAAAACAGUGGUGUUCUCUGCGAGUGAUCAUAAAGGAGACGUAUGGAAUAAAGCCAGUAUAAAUAUAUCCUCAAUUAUGGGAUUGCAUUGGGUAAGCAUUAAUGAGACAAUCACUGAAUAACGACCCUGAAAACGGGUUUCUCUGAAAGAGGUAACUUUUAAAGGAAAAAAGCGUUAGUUUGUGGAGAGGCACAAGGCACAGGAAUAUUUGUUCCGGAAGGGGGCUACUCUAAGAUUUACACGGCGAGGCGGAUUAUUUGUCCACUUUGAAAAUAUAUUUUGGUCCUCGCGUCUAAAUUCUUCAAAUCUUUACUUAUGUUAUGAGUCUUAUCUGUAUUUGACAGCAAAAUAAGUGAAAAAAAGGUAAAAGCGUAGACUUGGUUACUUUAAUUCGUUAUGGCUCCCCCGCCGCCGACUUCAUCUUACCUUUAGCGGGGGGGGGAUGAAGCUAAUUUGGGAAGCAAAUAAAUUAGGGUGAAGAAAGGUAAUAUACACCUGAUAAACCCGUUAGUCAGCUAAUAGGCUUAGAAACCAUUAAUCUCGUACCCAGAUUUCUUGUUAAGGAAGCCGGAGGCGAGAUCUGGUCAAAUCCGAAUUGUACACAUGAUUGCCUGUCAGGAUUGCGUGACAGGCAAUGCUCCAAAUCCUCAAAAUCGCCCCUUUUUGACGUGUUUAACAACGAAUUUGAUAAAGCGUGAAGUUUUUUUUUUUUAAUUUGUAACAAACCCUAAAUCCAAUCCUUUUUUAAUUUGCCGAUUGUUUUAAAAUUUAUACCCUAGUCUUCCCUAAUUUUUGUACAUUUAAAACAUUUGAAAAAUCUUCUAAAAAGUUUUCAAAAAAUUAUGGGACCAAGGCCUCAAAACUGAGUCAUUUUACGAUUGAACGAAAUCUUGGCUGAUAUUUGAGAAAAAGAGGCUCUAAAUUAAACACAUAUAAAAUGUAUAACUUAUUUAUCAUAAUUAUUCUUUUCAAGGUGGAUAUGCAUUGCUAUAAGAGAUUUCCUUGGGGCUUUCUUCAAAAAUUGCUAUUUUACGUCUAUUUAUAUAAAGUACCCCCUCUAACUGUAUGGCUUAACUUUUCAUUAUUUGAAAGACUAAUGAGUCUUGUGAAGUCAAUAGAGAUAAUACAUAGAUUUAGCCAGGGCUAAAAGCGAAGCUCCCAUUAAUAAAUUAUAAAUCAAACAAUAAACUUGUAAUCCACAAAUCAGUUAACUUAAGGGCACAUUCAUGUGACUUUUGAGGGAAAGGAUAAGUUAUUUUAGAGUGAAACAUCUUACAUCGAGUUGCACUAAAUAUAUGUACACCCAAAAAAUAGCAAACAUCUUCUAUCACAUUCAAUAGCCAUAAUUGCUCUUGAUCACAGUAGAUUAGGCCUCGAAAACAAAUUCUUGGAAAACAAAUCAGGCCGCUUUUUUUUGGCGUUCGACAGGUUUACUUUACAAAUUCUUGCCAACAAAUCUGAGGGUGUGUAAACCAACCUUUUAUACUUUUUUUACAUCACAUCUGAGGUGAAACAGUACUUUUUAUCAUACAGAACUCGGACAGAAUACGGCAUUCCACAAUUUUUCAAUGUUCCGGAUGAUCAAUCGUGGGCUUUUAGCGAAACCGUUCAAAAAAUUUCCAAAAUCACCCAUACGGCCAGCGGGUUCUCAUUUUUAGUGCGAGCUGUCAUUGUGGUCGAGUGUUUGAAUGAACUUUAAUGGAGAUACGCUUCAACAUAAUAACGAAUUUAUUAUCAUUAUUAAUGGUUCCAGUUAUAACAAUAUGUAAUCUUAUAAAGCGUUCGAUACGCGCGAUAUUUCUAAGUACUCCUGCGAGCGAUGUUCAUGAACGAUGAAAACAAACACCACGGACAAGCGAUUAAAAUUGCAAGAGAGACUACUAACAAUCAAUAAAGGAAAUAUAAUUCGGUAAAACAUUUACAGAGACAACAAUUUUCAAUCACGAAGACAAGUAUUAAAGUGUCUCUAAAAAUCCUGAGUCUUUAAGCUUAAAGCUUAAGCUUAAGUUUAUUUUGUUUUACUUUCAGCCAGCCUCCCUGUGUUUGUUUUUUUUUUCAAAAAUGAACUCCUCGAAGCAAGAAAAUCACUCAAAGUUUUCUUUCCACAGCCAAAUUGAUAACUAAAUAUUCUUCGGAACGUUUUUUUUUCUAUUUGCCGUGAGAAAAUAUAUCUGAAGGCCUUUUAUAGUUCUGUAAGCUUAUAUAAAACCUGAUACUAGAUCAGAUCAUUGACUCAAAUCUUAACAAACGUGCAAAAAUUUGCCGCAUAAACUGUGCUUGACUUCAUGAAAUUAGAUAUAACAAAAACAAACAUCAAAUACAGUAAUUACUCAGGCUUACCAUUCGAGAUUCAGUUCCUGAAAGAUAUCAAGGAAGGCCAUAGUUGCUUGAGACUUUUAAACCCUAUUACGCAUUGAGCAAGGUGAAAGACGAAAACAAUGCCAUCCGAAAACGGAUUACCCAAUUUUGACAAGCGACGCAUUUCUCAACCAAAAACCCAAUAAACAAACCAGCCAUGGAUAACAGAAGACUCUUGAUAGCAGCUGUAUUUCAUUUUGUACAUCCAGUGGAAAAAGACAGUUAAAAACAUCACAAGUUGACACAAAACUCUGUCAGCUUUAGCUGUCAAAGUAAACAACUUUCAAGAUGCCGCAUAAAUUUUCCGCAUGAACUCACCUGUCAAAUUUUGACCAAUCAGAGUACAAAAAUAGGACGUAGAGCGUGACCAACGCGUGACCAUGGUAAGAAAAGGUCUUUCCUGCCUUUUUUUUUAAAAAAAAGUGGCUGAAUUUUCGCGUUCGAGGUCAGUUUGAAAUCCAAAUCUUGACAAGGCGGGGCCAUAGUGACACAACAACAUAAUUAUUUCAUAUGAAUCAUUGGAAAAAAUAGACUUGAGCCUGCGAUCAUUUGAAACUGGUAAUUUGUCAGCGGAUAACUUCAAAAAAGUACUCGACCUCGAUGGGUCGACGCUUGAGCCCGCGGUACGGUCAGGUGAUACUGGUCAGCGGAUAUCCUGUUUUGACAGCUGUCAAUUGAUCACAACAUUGAUGUGCAAUUAGUUUUCUAUCGGGCUCCCAAACUAGCUAGAAAGUGUGAGAGUAAACAUUGGUGUGCCUGUGGUGCGGACGGACGGUCGUACGGUCACGUGAUUACCAAAUUUUCUCGGAUGGGUAGAUUACCACAUUUCCUUAGCUAUGGGGCUCCGUCCACGCGCGCGCUUCGCAGUAAAUUAAAAUUAAAUUAAAAUUCAUAUUUGGCUGAGAGGCUUAGGGGCAUAAAACAGCGGAAAUCAUCUUGAGCCGCCAGCAAUGAAUAAUACAUUUCUUUUGUUUCAAUCCUCCAAGCCUCAGAACCAGGUAUGAAUUUUAAUGGAGAGAACAGACUUCAGAGAAGAUCUAAAAUUAUCUUAAGAGGGAUUACGAUGGGUAUAGGGCCUAUAUGGGGGAUUAAUUCUGUUAGCCCCUUUAUCCUCUCUUGUUUUAAAAUAUCAAAUAUUGUCUUUUAUAAAAGCCUUUCUUUUGGACUUAUUACCUAUAAUAUCACGUUUUUGACAGGUAAUAUUUGAAGGCGUAGUGGGCAGCAGUUACACCGGUGACAUAGCAAUUGACGACUUCUCUUUGAAAGCAGGGUCAUGUUUUUAUGGUGAGUACUGA
This is a messenger RNA of Porites lobata, 29090 nucleotides long. Lineage: Eukaryota; Metazoa; Cnidaria; Anthozoa; Scleractinia; Poritidae. The record is from the annotation of a GenBank genome assembly.